AUGUCGACUUAUAAUUACAUCAUUAAAUAUAUUAUAGUUGGAGAUUCGGGUGUUGGGAAGUCCUGUCUCCUGUUACAAUUUACAGAUAAACGAUUUUACGCAGGCCGUGAGUUAACCAUAGGGGUUGAGUUUGGUACUCGAUUUAUAUCUCUGAAAGAUGGAAAACAGAUCAAACUGCAAAUUUGGGAUACCGCUGGACAAGAGAGUUUUCGAAGUAUAACACAAAGUUACUAUAGAGGAGCCGCAGGCGCAUUGCUAGUAUAUGAUAUCUCCAGGAGAGAGACCUUUGAGCACGUUUCAACAUGGUUAUCAGAUGUUAGAAGACAUGCCAAUCCUAAUACAACAAUAGUUUUGGUUGGGAAUAAGUGUGAUUUGGAUGAACGACGAAGACAAGUGACGAGAGAAGAAGGAGAGAAAUUUGCUAAAGACAAUGAUAUACCACUGUUUAUUGAAACCUCUGCAAAGUCGUCUGAAAAUGUAGAAGAGGUGUUCUCUAUAACAGCAGAGGAUGUCUAUGAUAAGAUAAAGUCUGGUGUGUUUUCACCAAAUGAAACGUCUGGCAUACGCUUGGGACAUUCACAAAGCACUAUAGCUGAAGAAACACAGACUAGCGGUUGUUGUUAA
Messenger RNA from Mycotypha africana, 624 nucleotides. Its product is annotated as P-loop containing nucleoside triphosphate hydrolase protein. Gene Ontology annotation, cellular component: Golgi apparatus. The transcript is spliced from 8 exons. Gene Ontology annotation, molecular function: GTP binding; GTPase activity. Bases 1 to 624 code for a protein of 207 amino acids. The record is from RefSeq and is a predicted model, not a curated record. NCBI's taxonomy places the organism in Eukaryota, Fungi, Mucoromycota, Mucoromycetes, Mucorales, Mycotyphaceae.